CGUCCCUCUGAGUUGUCCUUUUCGCACAAGCUGUAUCUUGAAUUCUUUCAAUUUAAAGUUACAAAAACAAAAACUGUAUUUAUGUAAACAGGAUAUGUAUUUACUUGUUUCGAGUAAUCUUUACUAGUAUUAAUUACACGAGAGACUGCUUAGAUUUUUAAGAAAAUGAUAUUAGUAGGGCGAGGCGGUCUAUUUCUUUUUGAACUCGAAAAUUUCGAGAAUAACGCGUCGCAAAGCAUUUGUGACACAUUUUAGUGCAAGUUUAUAGUGUAAAGUGUAAAAAUGGACAAGAAAAACAAGAAGAAAAUUGUGAUUAAGCGGAAAUGUGACGAUUCGCACGAAGGGGACAAAAAGGCUAAAAUAAUGUUGAAUCGUAAGGAAGAGGAGAAAGACAAGGUGGAAGUGAACCAGAUAGUGGAGGUCCCGGUGGAGCAGGGGCAGCAGAUCGUCCACACCGGUCAGCUGGUGGAGGGAAACUUCGAGCAACCCGUCUUUGUCAACAUGAAAGGCGAACCAGUCCAACUAGGUCCGAACACGGUGAUACUCUACGAACAGAGCGGUAACCCGUCAAACUUUGCGUUUGGCGGGAUGUGGACAAUGGACCAGUCGGGUCGGAUUGUGAUGGCCGAGGGCAUCUACGACGUGAAGGGGGAGCCUGAAGAGGAAGGAGGGACCUUUGUUCAGAACACCACUGAAGUCAGCAAUCAACAAGUGGAGGAGCAGACAACGACGUACCAGCAGUACGAGCUCAGCAAUAGCCAGGUGGACGGCCAGCAGGAGUACGAGGUCGCCAUCAUCGAGAACCCUGCCGGCGAGGCUGAUCGACCAACUGAGGGCCAAAUCGUGACGACAGAAGAACAGCUGGUGGCUACGGGCACCGGCGCCGUGCGCUGGCUCAACCAGAAAUAUGACUUCGUCGUCAGGAAGCUGCAGCUGAACUAUGACGCGGGUGUGAAGCUGCUACACUCUGCUUCCGGGUGCAUCCAGUGCGUGUACCUGACGACGCCGAGCAUGCAGCUGGCAUUCAACGCUGUGCCACAGUUCCUAUGCAUCGAGACUGGUAUAGAGUUCAACAGUCAGAUACCCGUGGUGGGCGGCGGUAUGAGUCCCAGUGUGAAACAGAACGUGACGCUAUUCCUGGCUGAAGAUGGAAACGGCAAGUCGGUCAUCGUGAGUGCUGGCAUAUCAACGUUAAUAGGAGAAGAUCUGUCUUGGUUGUUGGAGACGUUUAAGUCGUGCAACCCUGCUUGGAGACAGGUGCGGUGCGUCGUCGCAGACCCCACCAAGUGUCAACAGUCGGUCCGCGCGGCGUUCCCGGCGGCGCACGUGUCGUGCUCGGUGUGGCAGGCGGCGCGCGCGUGCGGGCGCGCAUGCGCGGAGGCGGCGCGGCGCGACGCGCCCCCCGCGCCCGCCGCGCCCGGCGCGCCCGCCGCGCCGCUGCUGGCCGACGACGUGGCCGCGCGCUGCAAGACCUACGCGCUGGCUGCGCUGCGAGGCGAGCACACGCCCGCGCAGCUGCAGGUUUUGAAGCGCGGCAUAAUAGGCACUCGCGCUGGGUCGCUGCGGCUGUGGGAGGCGCUGACGCGGCCUGGAGGCGCCGUCACCAAGCUGGACACCUGGAUCGAGGCGGACAACUACACCAACAUACUGCACAAGGGCCUGGAGCGGCUGGUGACGAAAUUCCACUCCAUGAUGCGCAGCCAGAUGCAGCCGGACGAGUUCGUGUCCUUGUUCUUCGACGUGGCCAACCAGCUCGAGGACGAGCGGAGGGUGUUCGCCAUCAGCCGGCUGAGGGAUACGGAGACACUGAAGCAGUCCCCGACGGACACCAUCACGCAGUACGCGUACAACCUGAUGAGCCACCAGACCAAACUCGCGCAGAAGUGCCUCGACGACCGGGCUGGCCGGCGCCACAGUAGCGCGGCCAUCUGCAAGUACGGCACCUCGACCCAGGAGUGUUCGUGCCUGUUCAGCAAGGUGUUCCGGCUGCCCUGCCGGCACAUACUGAUGCUCACCACUGAGCUCAAGGUGAAGACCCACAUCCCGUUCGAGCCGAGGUGGACCGUGCAGCACUGCCUGUUUGGCUGCGAGAACAACACUGCCACCACCACCGCCAAUAACUCUGGAGGCAGUACGUUCAUGGAGCAGGUGGUGGUGGAGGACAACCAACACCGACAGACUAUACAGCAACCUCAGCAGAUACACCAGGUGAGCGGCGUGCGGCAGCAGCAGUACGUGCUGGCGACCCCCGGGCAGCCGGCCACGCCGGUGUCGCAGGUGAUCUUCUGCGGCGGCGGCGUGGGCGCCGUGGGCGGCGUGGGCGGCGCGCCCGUCAUCACGUCCGUGCUGCCGCCCGGCGGCGCCGUGCUCACGCCGCACCACGCCAUGCACCAGUAGCGGGCCGCGGGUGCCACCACCACAACGGAAUGGGGGGGGGGGGGGGAUUGACAGGCGCAGGCGCAUAUGUGAUGCCGGAUACCCUCGGAGGAGUAGGCAGACAUGUAUGGAAUACACUAGUAUUAAGGGGAGAAUAGGACAUGAGGGGGGAUAGUCCGUCGUCCAUAACAAUUACCCAUCAUCCCAAAAAAUAGAAAUCAGUCCCUCUGUCUCAUUUAACGACAUGCCCAGGAAGGAAAGCAGCUGAAUGUUUUCUACAUGUAACUUAAAUAUUACACGGGAUUUGAAGAAAGCUGGCGUGGGUGUUAUACUAUACACGUCUGUCUACCCCUUUGGGGAUGCAGGCGUGAUGCUACGCUAUGAUUCCGGUGGAGUAGAAAGGUGAUGUCUGUCUACCUUUAUCUUUCCAAUCGAGUCUACAUUCAUAUGUACAUUGACGAUAUGUAGCGAUAUUCAUGUAUUCACUGUAUCGUUCGAAAGGUUAUCAAUGAGGAUAAAAACUAGAAGCUCAAAUGUAGGUGGCAGCACUGUUGAGUGUUCCUAAAUGUUGACAGUUCUCCAUACUGGUCCUAAUUCUUGUAAACACUAUCUAAUGUUACUUUAAGUUAUACCUGUCAUUUUCUUAUCCGCCGAAAAGGAAAGGGACGGGUGAUCGACAAGCAUAAAAUUUAUUGGAACACAUUACAUAAAAUUUUAGCAUUGGACCAUAACCCGACGGAAUUAAGUUGACAGCACACGUCAAACGGUUUGCAUACCAGCGAGAUACCUUUUUGAUUCGCCCGGGUUAUUCAUUCAUUUACUCAUUCUUCCUAAAAUUAAGAGCUGUCAAUCAUCCGUCCCUUUCUUUUUCGGCGGAUAAGAAAAUGACGGGUAUAAUUUAAAGUAAAAGGGUGGAGGUGUCUGCAGGAAUCGGGGCCAUUGUCCAGUUAAAAUUCGUGAUAAAUUGCUAUACAAUGUGGACCAACGUGGAGUGUAUCCCGUCUGAAGGAUGAGUUACGAAAAAGAAAGCCAUCAGUUGGAAAAAGGCAGUUUUGAUCGAAAAUGAGCUUUUCAGGGUGUUAGUAGCAUCGUAACGAAAACUUUGAGGGGUGAUUGAGGCCAUGAUUCUGAGUUGAUAUCAAGUGUAAUUUUCCAUCGCAAAAGUAUAGAAUUGAAAAUAAUAGUAAAAAACUAAAAAAAAAAUAUGAAUUUUGCGACGAAAAAUUCCACUUGAUAUUAACUCAGAAUCAUGGUCUGAAUCAUCCCCCUGAGUAUUCGUUACGAUGUCACUAACACCCUGUAACACCUUGUAACACUAUGAUUUUGCAGUUAAUCGCUUCGCAAAGGGUUAUAGUGUAAAAAUAUAACCAAAAACAAUAUGUUUGUUUACUCAAACAGUAUGGGGAACUGUCAAAAUUUAAGAACACUCAACAGUUAAUUAAGGCCACAUCGAAGCAAUUCUUCUAUAGAAGCAAUAUUGUAAUUUGAAAUUUGCGCAUAUAAAAGUAAGUGCGCAAAGCAAACAAAUGUCAAAAUAGUAAUUUGGUAUUAUAUUAUAAUGUAUGUACACCAUUAACACAUGUUUAUGGAACACGAUGUUCGUGCGUCACCCAACAGGGUCCACAUAAUAUCAGCGUCGUGGUUCACGCCGCGACUUGUGCUGAGUGAGGCCCUUUUAUCUCAGGACGUCCACCACCACCUUAUGAUCAUUUCGACAAACAUCCGUCUUGCUUUUUUGUAAUUGUUUUAGUGGAAAUUUGAUAUGAUGUUGUUGGCUUUUUUGUGUGUGUGGCGCCCUUUUAUAAUAAACUAUUGCUUUUUUAGGUGAAUUGCUUCGAUGUGGGCUUUUUAACCCUCCUGAUGGGAGUAAUAGGCAGUUUUUAUUCUCAUUGGUUCUUUACACCCGUACUCUAAGAUAUUAACUCCAACUUUCCGUGACUCCGUUGUCAGUUGAGGUGCCCGGAAGACCUCGAACUUAGCUCAAAAUCUGUAUUCUUAGGGUGGUAUUAAUAAACUUAACUCAGCUUUGAGACCGCCCCCAAGAUCAUGUCAAUGUGACAGUUCUCAUAUAAAAACAUGGACUUGAGCAUGAUCUUGAGGGCAGUCUCAGCUGAGAUUAGUUUAUUAAUACCACCCUUAGACGUCGCCGCAACCGUAACUAAUUUACUCCAGUGAGCCAUGACAUCAUUAUUUUCGUAUUAUUAUGUUGGCAGUAUGAUAUGUUCGAGGACACCCACAUCCCCGAGAAAUGCAUUUUCGGAGGUAUGUGACCUAACCUGUAUUGGGCUGGUUUUCCCUUCGCGGGUUGGAAGGUCAGACAGGCAGUCGCUUCUGUAAAAAACCGGACCUGUCAAAUCGUCAGGUUAGGUAAGCGGACCCUGUGGAAAACGGGACAAUGUUAAGGGUAUGAUAUGAUAUGAGGAGCUCGGUGGCGCAGCGGUAAACGCGCUCGGUCUGCGAUUGUUGAAGUUAAGCAACUUUCGCAAAGGCCGGUCAUAGGAUGGGUGGCCCACAAAAAAAAAGUUUUCAUCUCGAGCUCCUCCGUGCUUCGGAAGGCACGUUAAGCCGUUGGUCCCGGCUGCAUUAGCAGUCGUUAAUAACCACCAAUCCGCACUGGGCCCGCGUGGUGGUUUAAGGCCCGAUCUCCCUACCCAUCCAUAGGGAAGGCCCGUGCCCCAGCAGUGGGGACGUUAAUGGGCUGAUGAUGAUUAGUAUGACAUGCUCGACUCCAGUGAGUAAAGUCCUCAAGUCGAGGUCGUAAAUGUCAACUUAGAAUACCAAAAUGCUCAGCUGAGGACGAGUGGAGGAAGUUUCGAGUGAACGUUCACGAGUACUAAUAUGUAUACAAUUUAAAACCAUGUCACAUUAACCGUUUUGACAAAUUAAACCAUAAAUCUCGUUAAAUAUCAAAUAUGAUAGUGCGACAGGGUUCUAAAGUGGGUACAUGAUAUUGCUCAUGACUGAACAUCUUAGAAUGCGGGAAUCAAAGUAUCAGGUCAAGACGUAUGAAGACAUAGUAUUUAUGUGCAUCGGAUUGUAACUAAUUAUAACAGACUAGUUUCCAACCACUCAAAUCAGUUACUUUUUCACAAACGUCAAUACACGAAAUUACUAUGGAAUUUGUGUGAAAAAGCACACUGUGACGUCAUAGAAAGACGUGACACAAUGUCGCACUUAUUAUAACAUUUUUCUUUAUUAAAAUUCAUAAAUAAGUUGAAUAGAAAAAGGAAAACGUUUUCUGUCACCUUUAGAUCUGUCUUUAUUUAGUAAACAUAAUUUCAUAAUUUAUCUUUGACCUAAGAAACUGGCAAGUUAGCAAAGAUUUUUCGGUUGUCGAAAUAAAAGCGACCGGUGAACGGAACACGGUAUUUGACUGGGUCAAAGAUAAAUUAUAAAAUGCUAAUCUAGAAAUAAGGCACCCAACAGGGUCCACAUAAUACCAGCGUCGUGGUUCACGCCGCGACUUGUGCUGAGUGAGGCCCUUUUAUCUCAGGGCGUCCACUUCCACCUUAUGAUCACUCUAAUUAACAUCCUCUACCUAAUUGUUUUGUGAAAAUUUUCAAGUGAUGUUAUUGUCUUUUCUUUCUGUGUGGCGUCCUUUUAUAAUUAACGAUUUCUAUUCUAUUCUAAAUAGAAGCCAAUGUAAGAUAAUCAAAAAUCAAUCUCAUUUUACUUUUCGAUUUUUAUUUAUGAAUUAACGUCACAGGACAGUAUUUCCGUACAAAUUCCAAAGAAAGCUUUCGUUUUGACGUUUCGUAAAAAGUAUCCCAUUUGACUAGGUUGUCAAGUCAACCCGCGAAAAGAAAACCAGCCCGAUACAAGUUAGGUUACACACCUCCGAAAAUGCAUUUCUCGGGAAUGUGGGUUUCCUCACGAUGUUUUCCUUCACCGUUGACCACGUGAUAAUCAUUUAUGACGCAAACAUGUAUUCGAAAUUCUACAAUCGUUGCUUUAGGCCUGUGCUGGAUUCGAACCUGCGACUUCAAAGUGAGAGGCAAGCGUUCUACCAACUGGGCUACCACGGCUGGCUUAUACAAACCGAUGCAUAUAAAUGUGAAGUUAGGCUAAUAGUUUAAGUAUGUAAAUAUAUUUUUAUAAGGAAGUAAA
Pectinophora gossypiella (pink bollworm) is the source of this 6483-nucleotide messenger RNA. RefSeq lists its product as uncharacterized. NCBI's taxonomy places the organism in Eukaryota, Metazoa, Arthropoda, Insecta, Lepidoptera, Gelechiidae. Gene Ontology annotation, molecular function: zinc ion binding. The transcript has 15 exons. The coding region runs from base 283 to 2397 and encodes 704 amino acids. The record is from RefSeq and is a predicted model, not a curated record.